Aspergillus steynii IBT 23096 is the source of this 1914-nucleotide messenger RNA. It is a transcript of the gene ade13, whose product is annotated as adenylosuccinase ADE13. Gene Ontology annotation, molecular function: (S)-2-(5-amino-1-(5-phospho-D-ribosyl)imidazole-4-carboxamido) succinate lyase (fumarate-forming) activity; N6-(1,2-dicarboxyethyl)AMP AMP-lyase (fumarate-forming) activity. The transcript has 9 exons. The coding region runs from base 242 to 1693 and encodes 483 amino acids. Gene Ontology annotation, cellular component: cytosol. NCBI's taxonomy places the organism in Eukaryota, Fungi, Ascomycota, Eurotiomycetes, Eurotiales, Aspergillaceae. The record is from RefSeq and is a predicted model, not a curated record. Gene Ontology annotation, biological process: 'de novo' AMP biosynthetic process.
GUCCGUUUCCAGUUUCCAGUUGGCCGCAAAUGGGCCAAACCGGGAUCAUGUGAUGCAAUCACGAUGAGCCCCUCCAGAUAACGUGACUGAUAAGCGGAGACCCCGCUAAAGUUCUGGCCCGCCGCAAACGCAAACGCAAAAUUUCCCGGAGGAACGCACACAGCCAGCGCCCUCUUCUCCUUCUCUCUCGCUCUGUAUCCCUCAUUCUCGUGUGGAAUCUGCUCAAUUGCUCUCUGGCAGGAUGUCGGCAAACAAUGAUGUCUAUCAGACCCCCCUCAACUCGCGUUAUGCGAGUGACGAGAUGAAAUACCUUUUCUCGCCGAGAAAUCGGUUUUCCACCUGGAGACAAUUGUGGCUGUGGCUUGCCGAGUCGCAGAAAGAACUCGGUCUGCCCAUUACCAACGAUGCCAUUGAGCAGAUGAAGGCCCACCUCACCAUUCAGGAUGACGAGUUUAAGGUUGCCGCCGAGGAGGAGAAGCGCCGGAGACACGACGUCAUGGCCCACGUUCAUGCGUUCGGCCAGGUUGCCCCUGCUGCCGCCGGCAUCAUCCACUGGGGUGCCACUUCGUGCUACUGCACCGACAAUGCCGAUCUGAUCUUCCUCCGCGACGGUCUCGACAUCCUCAUCCCCAAGCUCGCCGUCGUUGUCGAUAAGCUUGCCGCGUUCGCCACGCAGUACAAGGAUUUGCCCUGCCUUGGUUUCACCCACGGCCAGCCCGCUCAGCUCGUCACCGUUGGAAAGCGAGCAUGCCUGUGGCUUCAGGACCUGUUGAUGGACCUGAGAAACCUUGAGCGGGCCCGCGACGACCUGCGUUUCCGUGGUGUCAAGGGUACCACGGGUACUCAGGCCUCUUUCCUCCAGAUCUUCGACGGUAACCACGACAAGGUUGAACAGCUGGAUGAGCUUGUCACCGAGAAGGCUGGAUUCAGCUCCGCCUUCAUUAUCUCCAGUCAGACCUACUCCCGCAAGAUCGAUGUUGACGUGUCCAACGCCCUUGGAUCGUUCGGCUCCACUUGCGAGCGCAUCGGUAUCGACAUUCGUCACCUGGCCAUGCUCAAGGAGGUUGAGGAGCCUUUCGAGAAGGACCAGAUUGGCAGCAGCGCCAUGGCUUACAAGCGUAACCCCAUGCGCUCUGAGCGUCUAUGCUCUCUCGGACGACACCUCCAGAACCUUCCCAAGGAUGCUCUGGACACCUACUCGGCCCAAUGGUUCGAGCGCUCCCUGGAUGACAGCGCCAUCCGUCGUAUCAGCAUUCCGGAACUCUACCUUUCCGCUGAUGCCUGUCUCAUUCUUCUCAACAACGUCACCUCCGGAUUCGUCGUCUACCCCGAGGUCAUCCGCCGCCGUGUCAACGACGAGCUCCCCUUCAUGGCAACUGAGAACGUGAUCAUGGCCUGUGUGAAGAAGGGUCUUUCCCGCCAAGACGCCCACGAGGAAAUCCGUGUCCUCUCCCACCAAGCCGCCGACAACGUCAAGAAGCACGGCAAGGACAACGACCUCCUGGACCGCAUCCGCCGCACCGCCUUCUUCGCCCCUAUCCUGGACGAGCUCGACAGCCUCCUGGACCCCAGCACCUUCGUCGGCCGCGCUCCCCAACAGGUGGAGAAGUUCACCUCCACCGAGAUUAAGAAGGCGCUGCAGCCGUACGAGGCGCACCUGGCCAAGGCCGAGACCGCCGCGCUCUACGUCUAGAAUUUCCGUUCGUCGCGCGGGGUAGGGGUGGUGUUGAACACUCUAUUCGGAAACAAAGGGAGACAGUAGAAAGGAAAGAAAGAAAGAACAGCAAAUAGACCGACUCUCUUUGUCCAGCCCCAGAUAUCCUAGAGCGAAGCCUCGCCCCAACCCAGUAUAGUUAGUUAGUUAGUUUAACUAGGUAGCUACCCUAUGUAUGUAUAUAGUAAUAUUUUGAUGAU